AUUUAAUCCAACCACACCAGACCCGUUUCCAAUGUUCAACUACUAACACUACAAGAUAUAUUCACGACUUCCAUUGAACAAUGGCAUCAAAAAGGAUUUCCCGGGCAGCUGCCCCGCUGUUUACCAAAACCAGACCGGCGAAGCCAUCACUUCCCGUUCAUCACCCGAACGCUGCCAGAUGCGUACACCGAAGUACUCGUCUACCAGCUGUCUCAGCCUCGAAUGCAGGAAGCAGGCCGACGCUACAACCUCUGCAUCAACCCAUGAGCAUGCUGAAGCCGUCGGCAGCUGUUGGUGGCAGCAGGUCCAUCUUCAUCCAGACCGAAAAUACACCCAACCCCGACGCUUUGAAAUUCCUCCCUAACCACCCUAUCCUACCUCCGGGGCUAUCAUCCCCAUUCCUCGAAUACCUGAAUCCUCGGUCGACUGUUGCGCCUCCUCACCCAUCUCCCCUUGCGGCUUCCUUGAUGAAUGUUGACGGGGUCACAUCGGUGUUCUACGGAGCGGAUUUCAUCACCGUCACGAAAGCGGCAGAUGCGAACUGGGCACACAUCAAGCCGGAAGUCUUCAGUCUGAUUACGGAGGCAGUUACAUCUGGUGCGCAGAUUGUCAACAUCACAGAGAGCAAACCCGGGGAGAGCGGCCAAGAAGGAAGCGAAGAAGACAGCCUGAGCUACAACGAGAAUGACAGCGAGGUGGUGGGAAUGAUCAAAGAAUUACUAGAGACCCGGAUAAGACCGGCAAUUCAAGAAGACGGUGGAGAUAUUGAAUACCGGGGUUUCGAGGGAGGCAACGUCCUGUUAAAGCUCCGCGGGGCUUGCCGGACCUGUGAUUCAAGUACCGUCACGUUGAAGAACGGCAUCGAAGGGAUGCUGAUGCAUUAUAUCGAGGAAGUGAAAGGCGUGGUCCAAGUCAUGGACCAGGAAGAAGAGAUUGCAAUGAAGGAGUUUGCUAAGUUCGAGGAGAAGCUGAAGCAACAGAAGGGCGUCAACGAGAUUCCCUCGACUGUCGGGAAGGGAUCAUUAGAUACUGUGGAUGCUUAAGGUCCCCAAGUGGCACGAUACGAAGACCUGUACCUCACAGGGUCAAUGGGGAGGUCGAUGAGGAUGCAAGCAUGACCCGCAUUCGUUCAUGUUUCGUGGCGUAGAUACCUAGGCUAGACGGAGAUGUAUAUAUAUACCUAGAUAUACCACCUACCUAUAGGUAGGAUCAUAGCUAAUCUCAAAAUGAGGUUACCUUGUGUAUUGGUAUCUCGUGGCCACACCACCUCCUUUGCUUUCUGCUGCACCCAGAGCGUCAUGUUUUAUACUCCGCAACGAGCUACGACAGUCCUCUGUACAAACAAGCAAAGCUCGACCACGCUAUCCCUACCCCUACGCACCAACGUAUC
Amorphotheca resinae ATCC 22711 is the source of this 1390-nucleotide messenger RNA. RefSeq lists its product as hypothetical. Gene Ontology annotation, molecular function: iron-sulfur cluster binding; iron ion binding. NCBI's taxonomy places the organism in Eukaryota, Fungi, Ascomycota, Leotiomycetes, Helotiales, Amorphothecaceae. The transcript has 2 exons. The coding region runs from base 81 to 1043 and encodes 320 amino acids. Gene Ontology annotation, cellular component: mitochondrion. Gene Ontology annotation, biological process: iron-sulfur cluster assembly. The record is from RefSeq and is a predicted model, not a curated record.